AUGCUGAGGUGCACCCGUGCCCUCUGGCUGGCUGACCCUUCCCCGGAAGGACACGAGGAGCAGAGCCCUGCGUGCCCAACACCCUGUGACCGCCCUGGCCGGGUUAUCCCGGCAUCCCCAUCCCCACCGUUCCCGCACAGCCGCCGGUGCAGCCCACAUGGCGCGGCGCGAACUACAAUUCCCAUGAUGCCUCACAACAACAAAAAACGCGCCCGCCCUCGGCCCAGCGGGGCGCGCCGCGGUGCACGCCGGGAUUUUAGUUCUUUUACCGCCGCUCGCCGCCCACGAUCCGUAACGCGCCCCCUGGAGGACUCGCCUCCCCGUGACGCUCCUCGCGCGGUGACGCGCGCGGGCGCGCCGGCGGCGCGGGGCGCGGGCCAUGUCGGAGAGCGCGGCGCGCGGCGGGGCCGCCCGGCGGGCGGCGGGUGGCGCGGGGGCCGCGGCCGACCACCGACCCGGCCUCGCUGCCUCCCGGCGACCGCGCAGCUCAUCGCCAUCAUCGUGGAGCAGCUCAAGAGCCGCGGCCUCUUCGACGGCUUCCGCCGGGACUGCCUGGCCGACGUGGACACCAAGCCAGCCUAUCAAAAUUUGAGGCAGAAAGUCGACAACUUUGUAUCGACCCACCUGGACAAACAGGAAUGGAACCCAGCCAUGAACAAAAACCAGCUACGGAACGGGCUCAGGCAGAGUGUGAUUCAGUCAGGAAUGCUGGAAGCUGGAGUGGACAGAAUUAUUUCUCAGGUGGUGGAUCCAAAACUAAACCACAUCUUCAGGCCCCAGAUAGAGAGGGCGAUUCAUGAAUUUUUGGCUGCACAAAAGAAAGAGGAAAGUGUGCCAGCUCCUCCUCCAGAGCCUGAGAACAAGGAUCCUCCUGCUCCAUCUCAGGAUGCCUCCUAAAGGGAGUUCUGAUACUGAGCAGCUGCAGUUGCAACAUGCCCUGUUAGAUUGGCAACGGAUUGCUGUUCCCUUUGGUGCAGGACUGCUGUCUGCCAAAGAUGAAUAACCUUUAUCAGACCUGUGGGAAGGCAUUGAAAUGGUGAAAUUCGGGUGCACCUGGAGUUCUGUGUGCAGAGGCACAGCCAGAGUGUGAAGAUAUUUUUGCUGUGAACUGCAGAGAGCAGCAUGUAUUCAUUAGUCAUGGGAGUGGGAAGGAAAAGGGAGUUGGCUGUUGUCUGGAGGGGUUUGAGAUGAUACUAAUAGCAUGAAGAAAGGAAAGAGGUUUUGGGGUGGGAUAUUCAAGUAAGAGCUGUCAGAUGUCCUUGGAUACAAGCCAGAUGAGAGGAAGCAUCUUGCACCUUGGCUGCAUAACACAGCACUGAGUAGUAGAUGCCAAGUCAGGUGUAACUGCCUGCUUUAGGAAGUACAUUUCCUGUUUAAAACUGGAAAUAAAGCUUCAGGAUCAAUUAUCUAGAUAACCUCUGUUGCAUCACAGGAACACGUUUACAGUUGGCUAUGACUAUAGCUGAUUUAACUCUUAUUUCCUAAGGAGCUCUGGGAAGCAAAGGGCAGCAGAGCAGAUGAUCAGCUUAAAGACUUCUCUUUCCUGUGAAAUUUCUCAGGUGCCUGGUGGAAACUGUCCUAUGCUUUCAGCUUGAAUGCAUGCAGUGUCCUCUGGAUGACAGUCAAAUAGAGAAUGUGAUCAACUAUUCUGCCAGCAAAUGUCCACACCUUUUUGCAAUAAAAUAUUUCAAAAAGCAUCUCUGAGCCCUGGCUU
This is a messenger RNA of Manacus vitellinus (golden-collared manakin), 1714 nucleotides long. It is a transcript of the gene BOD1, whose product is annotated as biorientation of chromosomes in cell division 1. Lineage: Eukaryota; Metazoa; Chordata; Aves; Passeriformes; Pipridae. The record is from RefSeq and is a predicted model, not a curated record. Bases 1 to 897 code for a protein of 298 amino acids. The transcript has 4 exons.